AUGGUGUCUCAGUCCUCAAGGUUGGUAUCAUGCCAAGGUUGUGUUGGUGCCUUGAAAAGGGUUCUUGGAAAACUUGAAGCCAACAAUCUGUAUAAAGAUAGGAUUCUUGAAGGUCGUCCUUCAAUGGAGAAAUCACAAAUAGAUUUCUCAGAGUGCAUGUAA
Molecule: messenger RNA, 162 nt
Organism: Prunus armeniaca (apricot)
Lineage: Eukaryota; Viridiplantae; Streptophyta; Magnoliopsida; Rosales; Rosaceae
Source: the annotation of a GenBank genome assembly